This is a messenger RNA of Scutellospora calospora, 2633 nucleotides long. Lineage: Eukaryota; Fungi; Glomeromycota; Glomeromycetes; Diversisporales; Gigasporaceae. The record is from the annotation of a GenBank genome assembly.
AGCUUAGAACCAAGAUAGCAAAAUUAGAAUACAUUAUUGAGAAAAAUGAACUUAAAAUACUCUGUUCCGAAGAAAAAUAUAACAAAAAUAUUGCUAAUGAACAGGAUAUACCUCCUAUAGAAGAAGUCCAGUUCAUAUCAUCUGAGAGAACCAAAACUAUUACUGAUACGGAAAAUGUUUCAACUGAGAACAGCUUUGAAGAUUCAGAACAGAAUCCUAAUGUUAAUAGUUCUGGUAAGAUAAACUUGCAGACUGAUGAUACCUCCACAUUUAACAUAACUGAUGAAGCUUCAAAUUCCGAUAAACCCAAUAAUGCUUCAGAGGUCAAUGCAUUCCUAGAUUCAAAGUAUAAGGAAAAGGCUAGUAAGGAUAUAAUUCAAAAUAUCAAGGAGAAGCUUCGGGAUCAAGAAGCCUCUUCAGAAAAACUAGACUCUUCAAGAAAAUUAGAGAAGUUGAUGUCACCUCUAUUAUCAUCUGAAGCUAGUACAUACGUGCCAGGUGAAGUUGUACAAGGUUUGUUACAAAGAUUUUUAAUAAACUCUAUAGAAGGAGAAAAUAUUGAAAUCAUGAAUAGUAAGCCUUCAUAUUCUGCACCUGCUGAGCUUGCUCAUUUGUUAUAUCAGGCUAGUAAAGCAAGAAAAAAAUCUAUCAAAGCUAAUGAAGUCUCACACAGUGAGGAUGCUAUUGCAUCUAAAUCUUUACAGGAGGUAAACAAUGAUCGAGGUUCCGACUAUGAAUACGAUUUUGAAGAUCCCUUCGAUAACAGCGAAGAUGACUCACGGAGUAAGGAUGCUAAUGCGUCUAAAGAUGAUGAUGGGUUCUAUGGAUUUUCUGACGAUGAUGAUGAAGGAUAUUAUUAUGAUUUAAAUACUGAAGCUAGCACAUCCGUGUUAAAGAUGAUCUGCAUCCGAAGUUUUUAUAUUAGCCUUGCUAGCUCCGCUAUUGAUUUUCAGCACAUGUCUUGUCAAAGUGAGGCGUCAUCAUCUUCCGCUGAUUCAUCAUCUUCUGCUCGUCCAUCAUCUUCCGCUGAUUCAUCGUCUUCUGCUCGUGCAUUACCUUCCGCUUAUUCAUCAAAUUCUUCAGAUUCAAGUCAAAGAUUCGCAAAUAUCAUCUCUACAUGGAAAUCCUCACGAACAACAUCGGAAUAUUUCCAACAGCUUGAGAUUCAUUAUCGGACCAAACGGGAAUUGGAAGUGAUUGAAAGUCGAAAGACUAUUGAUCUCGCCGAAAUCGACCGUAUGAAGGUUUCUCAAUUACGGAACAAUACAGAAUCAGUAACAAAGAUCCAUCAGCAUGUUUCUGACGGCUUUGUAGAAUUUACUAAAGAAAAUACAAGAAUACAGAAACGCACGUUGGAAGUUAGUGAAAGUAGCUCUAGUAAAAAGCAAAAGCCUGAGGAUGAAAACGCAGGUUACGAAUCAGAAGAAAGUGAUUUGGAUGCAGAUGAUGAAAUGAGGAGUCUCGCACAGGACGAAGUAGAAAUUCGUAAUAAAUUGUUCGGUAUCUUGGCUGAAUACCAAAAUAAAGAUAAAGAAUCAGGAGAGAAUUAUAUGACUUCAGUAUGUCUUAAUGGCAUACUAGAUCUCUCUGACGAGAAGGUGUAUAAGACAGUUAAAAAGACUCUUGAUAUAAAUCAACUCAACUGGCUUGAAAAAGUUAUCAUGAAGAAAAACUGGAAAUCAACCCCCGAAUUUGUACAAUAUAUUGAGCAAUUUACUGAGGAUGCAUGUACUCGAGCCGAGAUUCCAACUAUUGUGCGCAAGUCCUAUGUCCCCGGGAGAUUUGAUCCUAGUUAUUAUGAAGCGCACGAUAUCGCCCAACAAAUAUUAACGCAUUUUUCUGUUCGACUUGAAGCUCCAAUGAGAAUCGAAUAUAAAGGCCUCGAUUUAGAAAGAACUUUUGCCAUCGACACCAUAGUGUACAUCUUAAAUCGACUAUUUAGGAUGCACCAAGACGAAUUAGAUGUUGCAUGGAUUGAACAAACUACUCCGGACACAAAAGACCAUAAAUUUGAUGGAUUGUACAAAGUGAUCAAGACAACCGGUAAAAGCCAGGUCAUAAUUAUUGUAGAAUUUUCAUAUGGAAGAAAAGCACCCGAGUCCAAAAAAGAUGGCGAUCAGUUAAAAUUGUGUCGAAACGCAAUGAGAACUCUAAACAAAUUAUUAAAAACUAUACCAAAGGACCGUGCACGAGUAUAUUUAGUACAAUCUUUCAAUGGGUUUAUCGAAAUUAAAUAUUUAGUUCGGCCAAUUCCAUCGAUAUAUGUACUUCAACGCUUUAUGCUUACCAAACUACCCGCCUCCUUUGGAGACUUUGAACAAUUCGCUAACAAUUUAAAAGAUCUAAUGAAUUGGCAGGCUGAUGUCUUGUCAACAGUUAGGGCAGUAAAUAAAGCAAUUGCAGUGGAUAAUAUAGGAGGAGGCAAUAAUCUCUGCUUAACUUCAGUAGACGAUACACCAUUAAAGAAAAAGAAGGCGGAAAAAAAUCAAACAUCAUCUCCUAAAUCUCCAUGUCCCGGGGAAGAUAAGAUAAAUUGGAUUAAGUCUUUUUCUACGUCAACUAUUUCGAGGUUGAGCGUGGAGAAUAUUGAACGUGGGUUAAAAGCAGAGGAUCCACUACCCGAUGGGGUAUAA